Ricinus communis (castor bean) is the source of this 6565-nucleotide messenger RNA. Its product is annotated as E3 ubiquitin-protein ligase UPL3. The coding region runs from base 516 to 6215 and encodes 1899 amino acids. Gene Ontology annotation, biological process: protein polyubiquitination; proteasome-mediated ubiquitin-dependent protein catabolic process. The transcript is spliced from 18 exons. Gene Ontology annotation, molecular function: ubiquitin protein ligase activity; protein binding. The record is from RefSeq and is a predicted model, not a curated record. NCBI's taxonomy places the organism in Eukaryota, Viridiplantae, Streptophyta, Magnoliopsida, Malpighiales, Euphorbiaceae.
UAAGGGGAGAAGCAUUCACCGCUCACUCUCUAAACACCUCCCCGAGAAAAAAAUAUAAAUAUAUAAAGAAAUACACUUUUAUACUAACGCAAACUUAUAAAUUUACGUAAAAGAAAAAAUAAAUUCUUAAAAAAUAGAAACAGAAUAUAAUAUCUCUCUGCCUCUUCACUUUCAUCAACAAAGCACAACAACACCAACACAUAUAAAAAGUCCACACUCACUUUUCUCCCUUUUCUUCAUAUUCUUCUCUCCCCUCACCUUAGGGUUUCUCUUCUUCUACUGUAUCCGCCAAAAAUCCUCAAUUCCACUACAAUAUUCACCUUUGCAAAAGAAAAAUUCUUUCGAAUUAAUCAAACUCUAGUCUCUCAGAUUGCUUCUUUUCUGUUAAUUUAUUGAUAGGGUUUCUGAAAUUUGUUUUCUUCCGGCGAGAUGCAGCAGAUUAUGAUUAAUUCCCGAUCCGGUGCCGCGUGAUCGCGCGCGACCACUGGAUUCAAUCGGGGAGGUUUAGCUCUUGUAUGGAAACUCGCAGCCGGAAGCGGGCGGAGGCCUCCUCAACUGCCCCUUCUUCUUCUUCCUCCGGUCCCACAACUCGUUCUCAGAAACGCUCCCGCCUCUCCUCCACGUCAGCUGCCCCUGUUACCACUACCGCCCCCUCCCCCGCCCCCUCUCGCACUCGACCCACCCGCGCUCAUCCAAUGGACCCCACCGCAAACUCAAACACACCUGUGGAAUCGUCAUCGUCAUCGUCUCGCUCCCGUCGUAACAACAAGAAUCCUGAAUCGUCAUCGUCUGAUAAAGGCAAAGAGAAAGAGCAUGAAGUUAGGGUUCGAGAUAACAAGGAUAAUAGCAACCUAGGGUUAAAUAUGGAAUCUGGAAAUAAUAUUAACAAUAACAAUAAUAAUGUUAAUGAGGAUGAUGAUAAUGACAGCGAAGAAGGCGGUGGAAUUGGGGCUUUUCACCACAAUCUAACUUCAGCUAGCAGUGCUCUACAAGGCUUGUUACGGAAGCUUGGUGCCGGUCUUGAUGAUCUGCUACCUUCCUCUGGUAUGCCAUCCGCUUCGUCUUCGCAUCAGUCUGGCAGAUUGAAGAAGAUUUUAUCAGGAUUGAGGGCUGAUGGUGAGGAAGGGAAGCAGGUUGAGGCUUUGACUCAGCUUUGUGAGAUGCUUUCCAUUGGAACUGAGGAGUCUCUGAGCACUUUUUCUGUGGAUUCAUUUGUUCCGGUGCUUGUUGGAUUGUUGAAUCAUGAGAGUAAUCCUGAUAUAAUGUUGCUGGCUGCACGUGCUAUUACUCAUUUGUGUGAUGUUUUGCCUUCUUCUUGUGCCGCUGUUGUGCAUUACGGUGCUGUUUCAUGUUUUGUUGCUAGGUUGCUUACUAUUGAAUAUAUGGACUUGGCUGAACAGUCCUUGCAAGCACUUAAAAAGAUAUCUCAGGAGCAUCCUACUGCAUGUUUGCGAGCUGGUGCUCUUAUGGCGGUACUUUCUUAUCUGGAUUUCUUCUCCACGGGAGUCCAGCGAGUAGCGUUAUCCACUGCUGCAAAUAUGUGCAAGAAACUCCCUUCAGAUGCCGCUGAUUUUGUGAUGGAAGCUGUUCCGCUGUUGACAAAUCUUCUUCAGUAUCAUGAUGCAAAGGUAUUGGAGCAUGCUUCUGUUUGUUUGACCCGGAUUGCUGAAGCUUUUGCUUCAGCGCCUGAAAAAUUGGAUGAACUAUGCAAUCAUGGACUGGUUACUCAAGCAGCUUCUCUGAUUUCCACUAGUAAUGCCGGUGGUGGACAAGCUUCUCUAAGCCCACCUACAUACACAGGCUUAAUUCGACUGUUGUCCACAUUUGCAAGUGGGUCCCCUCUUGGAGCAAAAACUUUACUUCUCCUAGAAAUCAGUGGUAUUCUUAAGGAUAUACUUUCAGGAUCUGGUGUCUCUGCUAACUCGUCAGUCCCUCCAGCUCUAAGUAGACCGGCAGAACAGAUUUUUGAGAUUGUGAACCUAGCAAAUGAGCUUCUCCCUCCACUUCCACAAGGAACAAUCUCUCUCCCUGCCAGCUCCAAUGUUUUUGUGAAAGGACCCGUGGUAAAGAAGUCACCUUCAAGUAGUUCUGGGAAACAGGAUGAUCUUAAUGGAAAUGUUCCUGAGGUUUCAGCUAGAGAGAAAUUGUUAAAGGAUCAGCCAGAGCUGUUGCAGCAAUUCGGAAUGGAUCUCCUCCCUGUUCUAUUACAGAUAUAUGGUUCCAGUGUCAACAGUCCUGUUCGCCACAAAUGUCUUUCAGUUAUUGGAAAGUUGAUGUAUUUCAGCAGUGCGGAAAUGAUUCAGUCUUUAUUGAGCAUCACAAACAUAUCUAGUUUCUUAGCUGGGGUCUUGGCAUGGAAAGAUCCUCAUGUCUUGGUUCCUGCCCUCCAAAUUGCUGAAAUUCUUAUGGAAAAGCUUCCUGGAACUUUCUCCAAGAUGUUUGUCAGAGAAGGUGUGGUUCAUGCUAUAGAUCAACUUGUCUUGGCUGGGAAUCCAAGUACCACUCCUACCCAAGCACCUUCCACUGAGAAGGAUAAUGAUUAUGUAUCUGGAACAUCAUCCCGUUCUAGGCGCUACAAACGCCGCAGUGGCAAUUCAAAUGCUGAAGGAAGCUUAUUAGAAGAAUCCCGGAGUCCUAUUCCAACAAAUGUUGGAUCACCUCCAAGUUCUGUUGAAAUCCCAACAGUUAAUUCCAGCCUUCGCAUGGCAGUCAGUACAUGUGCCAAGUCUUUUAAAGAUAAGUAUUUUCCAUCAGAUCCUGGUGCUUCUGAAGUUGGGGUUACUGAUGAUCUCUUGCAUUUAAAAAAUCUUUGCAUGAAGUUGAAUGUUGGUGUUGAUGACCAAAAGACUAAAGCAAAAGGAAAAUCUAAAGCUUCUGAGUCUCGUGGCAUUGAUGGUUCUAUUAAUAAGGAAGAGUAUUUGAUUGGUGUGAUAUCUGAUAUGCUGGCAGAACUAAGAAAAGGGGAUGGUGUAUCCACAUUUGAGUUUAUUGGCAGUGGGGUUGUGGCAGCAUUGCUGAAUUACUUCUCUUGUGGUUACUUUUCCAAGGAGAGAAUAUCAGAAGCUAAUCUGUCCAAGCUUCGGCAACAGGCACUUAGACGAUUCAAGUUAUUUGUUGCCCUUUCCCUUCCUUAUAGUACUAAUGCAGGGAGUGCAGCUCCCAUGGCUGUCUUGGUUCAGAAGCUUCAAAAUGCCCUGUCGUCCUUGGAACGCUUUCCUGUUGUUUUGAGUCAUUCGUCUAGGUCAUCCGGUGGAAGUGCACGUCUCUCAUCUGGAUUAAGUGCACUGUCUCAACCUUUUAAGCUGCGCCUUUGUCGAGCCCAGGGUGAAAAGUCUCUCCGUGAUUAUUCUUCCAAUGUAGUUCUUAUUGAUCCAUUAGCGAGUUUAGCAGCUGUUGAAGAGUUUCUUUGGCCCCGAGUUCAGCGAGGUGAAUCUGAUCAAAAGCCCUCAGCUUCUGUGGGAAAUUCUGAAUCUGGUACUACACCUGCUGGAGCUGGUGCAUUGUCUCCAUCUGCUUCCACUCCUUCAACCACUCGCCGUCAUUCUUCAAGAUCAAGAUCAUCUGUUAAUAUAGAUGCAGCUAGAAAGGAACCAUUGCAGGAGAAAAGCACAAGUUCAUCUAAGGGAAAGGGGAAAGCUGUUUUUAAGCCUGCCCAGGAGGAGGCAAAAGGACCUCAAACUAGAAAUGUGGCUCGUAGAAGAGCAGCCCUUGAUAAAGAUGCGCAGAUGAAAUCAGUGAAUGGGGAUUCUAGUUCUGAGGAUGAGGAAUUGGACAUAUCUCCUGUUGAGAUUGAUGAUGCUUUGGUGAUUGAAGAUGAUGAUAUCUCUGAUGAUGAGGAUGAUGAUCACGAAGAUAUGUUAAGAGAUGAUCCGCUACCUGUUUGCAUGCCAGAAAAAGUACACGAUGUGAAGUUGGGUGAUGCCCCUGAAGAUAGCAGUGGUGCACCAGCCACAAGUGAUAGCCAAACUAAUCCUGCUUCUGGUUCUAGCAGCAGAGCAGCUACAGUUAGGGGCUCAGAAUCUACUGAUUUUAGGGGUGGCAGCUCUUAUGGCUCAAGGGGUGCUAUGUCAUUUGCUGCUGCUGCUAUGGCUGGUCUUGCAACUGCUAAUGGCAGAGGUAUCCGAGGAGGCAGAGAUCGACAAGGAAGACCACUAUUGGGUGGUUCUAGUGACCCUCCAAAAUUAAUCUUUACUGCUGGAGGGAAGCAGCUAAAUAGGCAUUUGACGAUCUAUCAGGCCAUUCAAAGACAGCUUGUGCUGGAUGAGGAUGACGAUGACAGGUAUGCUGGCAGUGAUUUCAUCUCUAGUGACGGAAGCAGGCUGUGGAGUGACAUAUAUACCAUUACAUACCAGAGGGCAGAUGGCCAACCUGAUAGAGUUUCUGUUGGUGGCUCAAGUUCUACCACAUCGAAGUCCACAAAAACUGGUUCUUCAAAUUCUGAUGGCCAAUUGCAUCAGAUGUCCUUGUUAGAUAGCAUCUUGCAAGGGGAGCUUCCCUGUGACUUGGAGAAAUCUAAUCCCACUUAUAAUAUUUUGGCACUGCUUCGUGUACUAGAUGGUUUGAACCAGCUGGCACCACGCCUGAGAGCGCAGCUAUUUUCAGACAAUUUUGCUGAGGGGCAAAUCUCAAAUUUGGAUGAUCUGAGUGCCACUAGCAGUAGGGUUCCUGCUGAAGAAUUUGUUAACAGCAAGCUCACUCCUAAAUUAGCUCGCCAGAUUCAGGAUGCCCUUGCAUUAUGCAGUGGGAGUCUGCCAUCCUGGUGUUACCAGUUGACAAAAGCGUGUCCAUUCUUGUUCCCUUUUGAGACCCGUCGACAGUACUUCUAUUCUACUGCUUUUGGAUUGUCUCGUGCGUUGUAUCGUCUUCAGCAGCAGCAGGGUGCUGAUGGUCAUGGAUCAGCAAAUGAAAGAGAGGUGAGGGUUGGGAGAUUACAACGCCAGAAAGUCCGUGUUUCUCGAAACCGCAUUUUGGAUUCUGCUGCCAAAGUAAUGGAGAUGUAUUCUAGUCAGAAGGCUGUGCUUGAAGUGGAAUAUUUUGGUGAAGUUGGCACAGGUUUGGGCCCUACCUUAGAGUUCUACACACUUUUGAGCCAUGAUCUACAAAAGGUUGUGCUUGGAAUGUGGAGGUCGAAUUCAUCAUCUGACAAACCAUCAAUGGAAAUUGAUGAAGAUGGAAACAAGAAUGGGAAGGUCAACAACUGUUCUGAUGCUAUGGGCGCUGAUGUUGUCCAAGCUCCACUUGGUUUAUUUCCUCGUCCUUGGCCCCCAAGUGCUGAUGCUUCUGAGGGUAGCCAGUUUUAUAAGGCUGUUGAGUAUUUUCGGCUGGUUGGUCGUGUGAUGGCAAAAGCUCUUCAAGAUGGGCGUCUUUUGGACCUACCACUUUCCACAGCAUUUUAUAAGCUUGUGCUUAAUCAAGAGCUUGAUCUGUAUGAUAUUCUCUCUUUUGAUGCGGAAUUUGGGAAGGUUUUGCAAGAAUUGCAUGCCCUUGUUUGCAGGAAACGGUUCCUAGAAUCUUCAGGAACUGAUAAUCUUGAUGCAAUUUCUGAUUUGCGUUUCCGAGGGACUCCGAUUGAAGAUCUCUGCUUGGAUUUUACCCUCCCUGGUUAUCCUGACUACAUUCUAAAACCUGGAGAUGAAACUGUUGAUAUAAAUAACUUGGAUGAGUACAUAUCUUUGGUGGUUGAUGCAACAGUGAAGUCUGGGAUUAUGCGACAGAUGGAAGCAUUUAGAGCUGGGUUUAAUCAGGUUUUUGACAUCUCAUCCUUACAAAUAUUUUCCCCACAAGAAUUGGACUAUUUGCUUUGUGGCCGUCGGGAGUUAUGGGAGCCUGAGACCCUUGUUGAUCACAUUAAAUUUGAUCAUGGAUACACUGCCAAGAGUCCUGCAAUCAUUAAUUUACUUGAGAUCAUGGGAGAGUUCACACCAGAGCAGCAGCGUGCCUUCUGCCAAUUUGUUACUGGUGCACCAAGGUUACCUCCUGGUGGUCUAGCAGUAUUAAAUCCAAAGUUAACCAUUGUGAGGAAGCAUUCUUCAUCUGCAGGGAAUGCAGCAGCGACAAAUGGAACUGGGCCUUCAGAAUCAGCGGAUGAUGACUUGCCUAGUGUCAUGACCUGUGCUAACUAUCUGAAGCUUCCUCCAUACUCCACCAAGGAAAUAAUGUACACGAAGCUACUAUAUGCAAUCAAUGAAGGGCAGGGAUCCUUCGAUUUGUCAUGAGUGCUGACUAACUGGUUGGUUGCUGUAUAUUGUGUCGCAAGACUCCGGAUCAUUGUUCUUUUCCUGGAUUAAUAGGAAGUAGCGCCUGUUCAGCUCAAUAAUGGCUUCUUUUUGGUGGCCCUAUAAACUAGUGGUAUCAUCAAGGUUGGAUUGCCGCAUUUUCAUGCUGUAAAGAGGGAACAUAUGGAGAGCUUGUUCAGCUGCUAAAUGCCUGUAAAUAAAUAGGAAGUUCUUUUUUGUUUUUUGUUUUUUUGCCCCAUAUUUAGUAGGAUAUACAUGUAUGCCAUGGAACAUGGGAUGAGAAAAUAAAAGAUUUAAAUAUUAGUUAUCCUAUUAUUUAUGUUUUCUAA